Patella vulgata (common limpet) is the source of this 4303-nucleotide messenger RNA. RefSeq names its product kinesin-associated protein 3. Bases 99 to 2576 code for a protein of 825 amino acids. The transcript is spliced from 16 exons. NCBI's taxonomy places the organism in Eukaryota, Metazoa, Mollusca, Gastropoda, Patellidae. Gene Ontology annotation, biological process: microtubule-based movement; cilium organization. Gene Ontology annotation, cellular component: axoneme; kinesin II complex; ciliary transition zone. The record is from RefSeq and is a predicted model, not a curated record. Gene Ontology annotation, molecular function: kinesin binding.
ACAUAUUUUGGUAUGGCUGUCAAAAGUGUUUAUAAUUUUUUUCUUUAGGCAAUUGUAUCGUUUUUAUUGUAAAACCGGUCGGCGCUGAGGACUGUAACAUGUCGAAUCUUCAGCCAGAAGAUGCCAGAUAUUUGAAAAGGAAAGUAAAAGGCGGAAGUAUUGAUGUCCAUCCGACAGAAAAAGCUUUGGUAGUAAAUUAUGAACUUGAGGCCACAAUCCUCGGUGAAUUGGGAGAUCCUAUGCUAGGGGAAAGAAAAGAAUGUCAAAAAAUCAUCCGUGUGAAAGGAUUAAAUGAAAACAGUGAUUUAUCAUCUCUAGCCAAGGAAAUUAUAGAUAAAUGUAAAUUAAUUCAUCCCAGUAAAUUUCCUGAAGUAGAACAACUUUUAUAUUAUUUACAGAAUAGACGAGAUAAUGGUGUUCCCAGUAAAGCAUCUGGUAAAACUAAACUAAGUGAUAAACCUGAAGAGCCUGGAUUACACGAUGCUACGGAAGUCGACGAGACAGCUAUUAUAAAUGAUAUUGAUGAAUAUCUGGAAUUACUGUAUGAAGAUAUUCCUGAUAAAGUACGAGGCUCCGCUCUCAUUCUACAACUCUCACGAAAUCCGGAUAAUCUGGAAGAACUUUUCCAAAAUGAAACUGUGAUAGGAGCGUUAGCUAGAGUUUUACGAGAAGAUUGGAAGAAGAGUUCAGAGGUCGCCACCAACAUUGUUUAUAUUUUCUUCUGUUUCUCCAGUUUUACACAAUUUCACGGAGUUAUCCUACAUUUUAAAGUGGGGGCUUUAUGUAUGGCAAUUAUUGAACAUGAAUUAAAGAAGUACGACCUAUGGACAGAGGAGCUACAGAAAAAGAAAAAACUUGCAGAAUUUGAUAAAAAUAACAGAAAAACGCGAGAUGAUUACGCUAAAAGUUUACAGAAAUAUCAAAGUUUAGUCAAAAAACAAGAACAGCUUCUACGAGUGACAUAUUACCUGUUGUUGAAUUUAGCCGAAGAUUUAAAAGUUGAAACCAAAAUGAGAAAUAAAGGAAUUGUUAAAUUUCUCGUUAAAACAUUAGACAGAGAUAAUUCAGAACUUCUUAUUCUUGUGACGUCUUUCCUCAAGAAAAUGUCCAUAUUUAUAGAAAAUAAAAAAGAAAUGGCUGAGUUAAAUAUAAUAGAGAAGAUAACGAAGAUUAUACCAUGUGAACACGAAGAUUUGUUGAAUAUUACCCUGAGAUUAUUGUUAAAUCUAUCGUUUGAUUCCGAGUUACGCAGUAAAAUGAUCAAGUUUGGUCUCCUACCAAAACUAGUCAAUCUUUUAGUGAAUGAAAAUCAUCGUUUAAUAGUGUUAUCAUUACUAUAUCAUAUAAGUCUGGACGAUAAAUCUAAAGCUAUGUUUACAUAUACCGACUGUAUACCUAUUGUUAUGAAGAUGUUAUUUGAGAGUAAUGAAAGUACAGAGAUAGAGUUACUGGCCUUGUGUAUAAAUCUAGCGAGUAAUAAACGUACAGCUAGUAUCAUCUGUGAAGGAAGUGGAUUGAAGAUGUUGAUGAAACGUGCAUUUAAAUUUAAAGAUCCCUUGUUAAUGAAGAUGAUACGCAAUCUCUCACAACAUGAUGGACAAACUAAGGCUCUUUUUGUGGAUUAUAUUAGUGAUUUGUGUGCAGCUGUUUUACAAGAAGAAGAUGAAUUUACUCUCGAAUGUCUGGGUAUUCUGGGUAAUUUGACCAUUCCGGAGCUUGAUUAUGAGCUGAUUUUACGAGAAUAUGAUCUCAUAUCUUGGAUUAAAGGGAAGUUACUCCCAGGAUCAGCCGAUGAUGAUUGGGUAUUACAAGUUAUAAUAUUAGUAGGAACAGUUUGUAGUGAUGAUGGCUGUGCAGUAUUAUUAGCUCAAUCUAAUAUUAUACAGAGUCUUAUAGAAUUACUUAACGCGAAACAAGAAGAUGAUGAAGUUGUUUGUCAGAUUAUUUAUGUAUUUUAUCAGAUGAUAUUUCACAAGAGUACCAGAGAAGUUAUAAUUAAAGAUACACAGGCACCAGCUUACUUGAUAGAUUUAAUGCAUGAUAAAAAUGUUGAGAUACGAAAAGUCUGUGAUUAUACCCUAGAUAUUAUUGGUGAAUAUGACAAGGAGUGGUCUAAAAAAAUUCAAUUAGAGAAAUUCCGAUGGCAUAAUUCUCAAUGGUUAGAGAUGUUAGAAGCCCGACCAUUGGGUGAUUUAAAUGAUGGUUAUAUGUAUUCUGAUGAAGGAUUUGAUCCGUAUAUUCAAGACUCGGAGAUCCUUGAUAGACCAGAUCUGUUCUAUAAUAACGGAGAAGGGUAUGAUCCGAGUAUGUUAAUGGAUGGUCAUAUAACACCUGAGUAUAUUGAUGAUGGGGGAUUAUAUAAUGGUAACUCAGAUUAUUACAACAAUUACAGUUAUGAAGACGACCCUUAUAUCCGGCCGAAAUCAAGCGUUGGUUUCCUACAAGAUGGUCACCCAGUUGAUGAGUUUGGUCGUGCUUUAGAUCCAGGUCGACCCUAUGACCCUUAUAAUCAACCAAUGAUAGACCAGUAUGGCCAGUAUGUAAAUGGUGACGAGAGUUAUUCAUAUAACAGAUGAAAGAACCAAGCGGCAACAUCGUAUCAUCUUAUCAUAUUGUACAGUGUUUCAUCAUGACGAACUUGUAACAUAAUUUAUUAUUAAUUCAUGCACACUAAUUAGCGGGGAUCUAACACAUAGAUUAUAAGGUCUGUCAUUGAGUCACAUGACAUGGUUUUCAUUCCUAUGUUUUACGGUUGUAUUGGAAAUGAUCUGGGAUAUUUGACAUCAAUUAAACCCCUAUUUAUACAUAUAUAUGCUUUACAUUCUCGAAUAAUCUGGGAUGCUGUUUUAUAUUAAACCAAUUUCUGGGCACGGUACCAGGCUGCGAUAAAUUUCAAGUAAUUGACCCAUUUACAUUACUCUAAAAUAACCGGUCUCAGAACCGUGCCAAGCAAGCUAAAUGUGGAAAUCUUCACAGAAAAGUUAAUUUCAGUCCUAUGCAAAUUACCCGGAUGGAAACAAUUAUGGCGGUUGAUUUAGUUCAGACAGACCGGAUAGCGUUUACGCUACGAAAAUUUGACUGUGCCUAGCCCCCUGCCGUGACGGUACUCUUUACGGCACGCUUAUGUUUCACCCGUUUAUGGUAAUCUAAUGGGUCAUUGUUUGAAGCAAACAGCAUCUAGAGCUUGACAAUAACUAGAGAGAUGAUCAUAAAGGUUCUCACUAUAACCUGUGUGUAAUCAUUAAGCCAUGAGUCCGUGACAGAGUUAUAGUCAAGUUCUAGUGUGUAGGACUUUAUAUAAGAUAAUUAUAGUAAAAAUCUACUAGAUUUACCAUGUUCUUCUGUAUAUCUCCGUUUCUCAUUACAUCAAUAAAUAUUUGUCAUAGAAUACGGUAAAAUUAGCCUAAAUAUUUAUAUUAAAUACACACCCCAAGAUUUCAACAAGAUCUAUCAACUACACAGAAUGCCAGAAGAUAUAAAACUGAUAGAUUUCAACAAGAUCUAUCAACUACAUGCAAGAUAUAAAACUUCUGAUUAUUUUUUCGUAAUUGACAGUAAUUUACGGAUAGUCUCAGUCAUUCAUAAUGUAAUCUGUUUAUUAAAGAGGAUGAUUUGUAAUUAUUAAAUAUUUAUUGUAUAUAGAUGAACUAGUAUAUAUCUCAAUCUGUCAGGUAAUGUGAAUUCAUUGUAUUCAAAGUAUCAUUAUUUACACCUCGUCUGUAUCUCUCCUCCUCAAAAAUAAAUCUAACAUUCUAAAAACAGAAGAGAAUUUAUAUAAGGUUUCGAAACAAACAAACUGUUUCAAUUUGAUAUGUUUCAAAGAUACAUUAUAUAAGAUUUAGAUAAAGAGCUGUCCAUUCUUGCUAUAAUAGUUUGAAAAGUAGAUAAUUCAAAAUGAAUAUUAAAAAUUUUAUUCCAAUUAAUUUAUUGUGUUUCCGACAGCGGAUGCAAUUAUAUUUGUAUUACUUUUGAUCAAAAUAAGACUUUUAAUAGAUCCAAAUAGAAAUGGCCAGACUGUCCUAUAAUACCUCUUCAAAAGGUAUGUAGUUACAGUAUUUAUUGUAGAUUACGAAAUAAUUAUGGAUAUCAACUGGGUACUCCAAUGGUUUAUUAUCAAGCAAUGAUAAUUUCAAUUUAUUGUAAAUAUAAAACAUUUUCAUUUAUAAUUUUAUGAGUGUCAUUUAUUUUGCUUUCCUCCGUCCAAUUUUUAGUUUAUUUAUUUUUUGUAAUAUUUCUAAUUUGUUUUUUUGUUUGUUUAUUUUGUAAAUGUUUAAUUUACGUUAUAUAAAAUGUCUCAGAAUUC